AUGGACUCGAUCUCUCAUUCAAAAAAGGUCCUGCCUUCCACCGAGAAGCCUGAUUCCGUCAGAAGGCCCUCGCUCUUACCCGCUUUUGAGCCCUUGUCGUCGUCACCCGGCGGCCUCCCAAGAGCCUUGAAACGCAAAUUCAUGGAAGAUGAAGACGACACGCGCAAGUUCUACCCUACUCCAGUGCCAACUUCUGCCACGGGUAUCCUCUCGUCAUCGCCAAAUCGACGCGUCCUAGGACUGCAGCGUACCGCGUCGUAUUCGUCGCUCUCCGAAAGAGCCCCAUUAGGCACAGUACCCAGUGUCAAGCUUCCCUCCAAUGGCGACCCGCUGCUCAUGGGCCGCUCGAGUAACUCGUCCGACUACCAACUAUCGGCCAACCGCCUUAUCUCACGCGUUCACGUCAAGGCCACAUACAAUGCACCCGAGGGUCCGCGUCUUCUUGGCGAGAUGGUCGUCCAGUGUCUAGGCUGGAAUGGUGCAAAGGUGCACUACCAGGGAUCCAUCGUCGAGUUAGCAAAGGGAGAGAGCUUUGUCUCGCAGAAGCCAGGAUCCCAGGUCAUGGUCGACGUCCAGGAAACCCGUGUCUUGCUUGCAUGGCCGCAGGAGGAAAAGCAGUGUCCUUGGGACCUCGAGUCGUCAGUCAGCAGGGAGACCAGUGCUGUGCCUGAGAGAAUUGCAUCGAGUCCUCCUCCUGUCCUUCCCAGACUUCGCUCGCCCGAGUCUCCUUCGCCCAACCAACACGACAACGUCAACGACACCUUCUCCGAGACAUUCAUCGCCGACCCCUUCGAUCUCCCCAGCAGCCCGGCUCCCGUCCACGUCUACGAGGAUGACGAACAAGCCGAAGAAGACGACUUGCCUGCCUCGUCUACUCCCGUCCCAGCAGCCAGACUUUCUCCGGACCCUGCUGUCCGCCUAACACCUACGCCUACCAAAGCUAGUGUGCAACUGUCCAUGGCGACAAACUCCUCAGACGCGCCUGAAGAAGCACUUGAGAAUGAUGAAGAGAACGAUCCUAUUGUCCACUCCUUUGGCCCAUAUGGUGACAACCUCCUCGAGCGUUUCGAGUCUUUCAAGUCGACCUGCAAAGAGGAAGACCGUCCUCGCAUCCCCCUCAAGAUCACCCUCAAGCUUGCAAACCAACUACCCGUCGACACACAAGCCGCCCAGUCCACUCGCAACCUCUCGCCAGUCAAGAACCAUAUCAUCAAUCAACUGGCCUUUACACGCAUCCACUCUCUGCCUAUUUCGGCCAUCUACAACAACCUCCCUGCUGAGAUGAAGGGUGGCCGUAGCUUCGGCGAGAAGGCUCUGUCCUCCGAAGAACUGAAGGACCUCAUGGACAGGAUCCCUUGUGUCGGCGAGAUCGCCCGCUCAGGCAAGGAUGCCGCCGGCAAGGCUCUGGAAGAUGAGUUCUACUACGUUCCUGAAAUGGACAAUGACGAGCAUCGCCGUGCCGCCGUCAGCAUCGCCAAACCCCCUCUUAGAUCCACUCGCAAACAACACAAGCAAUACUAUUGGAAGAAGCCUCGCGUCUGA
Messenger RNA from Aureobasidium subglaciale EXF-2481, 1542 nucleotides. RefSeq lists its product as uncharacterized. Gene Ontology annotation, molecular function: protein binding. The record is from RefSeq and is a predicted model, not a curated record. Bases 1 to 1542 code for a protein of 513 amino acids. NCBI's taxonomy places the organism in Eukaryota, Fungi, Ascomycota, Dothideomycetes, Dothideales, Saccotheciaceae. The transcript has 2 exons.